Trichoderma aggressivum f. europaeum is the source of this 1992-nucleotide messenger RNA. RefSeq lists its product as uncharacterized. The record is from RefSeq and is a predicted model, not a curated record. Gene Ontology annotation, molecular function: transcription corepressor activity. Gene Ontology annotation, biological process: regulation of transcription by RNA polymerase II; endoplasmic reticulum unfolded protein response; phospholipid biosynthetic process. Gene Ontology annotation, cellular component: nucleus; endoplasmic reticulum. Bases 1 to 1992 code for a protein of 663 amino acids. NCBI's taxonomy places the organism in Eukaryota, Fungi, Ascomycota, Sordariomycetes, Hypocreales, Hypocreaceae. The transcript has 2 exons.
AUGCAUCGCCAGACGCUCUCCAACAGUCCAGCUUCGGCCCCCCUCGGACCAUCACCAGCACUUGCACCAGCACUUGCACCAGCACUGCCGCCGCGACCUCGCCUGCCGCCCAUCAACUCGAUCCAGCCCGUUCCCUCGAUAAAUUCCAUCCACUCGGCAAAUCCCAUUCCGGGCUUCAGCAGCGUCGACUCGCGGCCGUCGAAUGCGCCAUUACCAUUGACGCUGCCUCUUCCAUUACCGCCAUCACAUUCACCCCCAAACUACUCGCAGUCCAUGCACAGCCAUCGCCAGUUCCCCAGCCCGUCCGACAACGACAGGCUUCCCCCGCUGGUGCACCAUGACGGCGACAGCAGAACAUUGCCGUCGCUGAGCAGCAUCACCGGCGACGUUGCCAUGCGCGGCGACGACCAGCAUCGCCCUCCGCAGCAUCUCCACGGCCUCCCCAAUCCGCCGCCGCCGCACCAGAACCAGAACCAUUGGCCGUCGUCCUUCAAUGCUUCAUUGAACUCGUACCGACAACCACCGCCUUUCCACGCGCCCGACAGCCCGGCGACAAUCAUGGACAUGGACGGCGCGGCAAGCGUUGCCAGUGCGGCCUCGCCGUCGCCGGAUCGCAUCUAUGACGGAACACCAACCCCGAGCAGCCUCACGCUCGACGACCCGGACGUGCGGCUUGCGGCUGAGGCUCUGGGAGAUUUACGCGCAGAUUUCGUAUCGUCGCCUCCCGACUCCUCAUCGCUGCCACCCAUGAGCCCGCCCAUUGCCCCGUUUCAGCUUCAACAGACGAAACCAAUGUCGCCCAAGCCGGAGCCGCUUUUGUCUCUCCUUACAACCGCUCAUCCCUUCGUCGCCUCGACAAUUGGCGGCGCCAGUUCCGCUUACGGCGGAGCCAAGAAUUUCUCUCCACGAUUCAAGUCGGGCGCCGAGUAUGUCGAGGGCUACCUGACGCCUCUCGCCAAUACAGUCAACUCCGUGGGUAGAGUCACGGGCGUUGAAGGCGGCGUUCGAUGGUUCCUCGGCGCCGGCCGCCGGCAUCCCGCACCCACAUCAGACCCCGACUCGAACGGAUCCAACAAGAGACGGAGGACAGGGGAGAGCAGCAGCAGCAGCGAUGCGAAUGGGUCGCCCGACAACGGUCUCGAUGACUCGUCGUCGGUCGUGUCGAAGACUCCUCGCCGCCUAUCGACUGCCAGUACGGUGGACACGCUGCCAGCUUAUGACGACCAGCGGUCGCCCGCAUACUCAGAAACCGCGCCCGCAACGCACAAGCCGCCCAGCAGCCAGCCGUGGCAGACCCGCUUGAUGAUGUCCACGUCGGGACUAAGCGUUGCCAUGAGCGCCGAGAGUCUGCGUAGCCUCAAGUACUGUUUACGCUGGCUUCGAUGGACCAAUGAUCACAUGAACCGGGCCAUUCUGAACUUGAAGCACGCAUUGGAGGAAUACGAAAAGGCAGAGAAGAAGGAGCGGUCAGAAGGAGGGCCAUCUGCUAAUAGCCCCGGCGAUGCUGAGGCCAUGGAUGUCGACGGCGCGGAAAAGAGUCAAGAGCAACCGAACCCCUCACGAAGCGAACUCGCCGCGCGAAUCAACAGCCUCAAGGGCGAUAUCCUCAAGUCUCUUCAAGACGUUAUCAACAACGUGUCCAAGUAUGCUGGCGGUGCCCUUCCGGAGAACGCGAGGGUUCUUGUUCGCCGCCACCUGACCAGCCUCCCCCAGCGGUUCCGCCUCGCAACCAUGUCUGACAGUCAGUCGGAGAACUCUAACAGAGACGGCGACUCGGCGAUGCGUGAGGGUGCGCAAAAGGUGUUGGUGCUGGCCAAGGAGGGCCUUGACAUGGUGACGCAGGUGACGGGCGUUUUGGAUGGGACCAUUGUGAGCGCCGAACAGUGGUGUGAGAGAAUGGGAAAGAGGCGAAACCCUGAUGGAGAAGAGAGAGAAGAGGCCGCUGCUUCUGGUCAGCAGAUUGAGUUUGGCAGCGACGAAAAGUCGGGCUAA